Molecule: messenger RNA, 1818 nt
Organism: Aplysia californica (California sea hare)
Lineage: Eukaryota; Metazoa; Mollusca; Gastropoda; Aplysiida; Aplysiidae
Product: ileal sodium/bile acid cotransporter-like
Exons: 7
Cellular component (GO): membrane
Source: RefSeq, a predicted model, not a curated record
AUGAUGCUGCUCCAGACAUACUCACCUGAGGAUGGUAUAGCUGUGCCACUAAACAGUAAUGGUAGUGGCCAAAACCAUUCCCAUGUGGACUGGUCCAAGAAUCUGAUCGUUCUCCACGAGCAGACAGAGGUCCACAUGAACAUGGGGGAGAGGAAAGUGAUCCCCGUGCUCAUCAUAGCCACUUGCUGGUCCAACGAUGUGUCGUACGUCCUUACACUCAAGUCGUCCAACCCUUCCGUUGGCUAUUUCACCGGUGGUCAAAACCUGUCCUUCACACUUUCCUGUGACGUGAAAGAUGACAGUGAUCCAUUCUAUGAACUGGAAAUGAAAGGAUUUGACCAUGGUGUAUUCGCAGCGUUUACUCAAGACAAGGACACGAUUUUGACGGAUUUCAAAUCCCAGCCCAAUGCAGUCCGAUCUGUCCGGAGGGUCAUUAAGUUGAUGAACGUGAGCCUUGAGGCUGAUUUGUUAGGCAGGACGUGGUUGACGUUUUCCUCCAAUCAGACAUCACGUGACCCAGCAGGAGGUCUGACCACCACGGACAAGGUAGAACAAACAGCCAACAUCAGCAACAAUGGGCUGCAGAACGGGAAUUCCCCCGAUGGUCAAACUGUACACCAGAUUCCUGUCGUGGUGUUCAGGAACAUGCGACCGAUAGAUAUUAUUUUCAGAGUUGUGUUGUACACGUGCGUGGCCUUGACCUCUAUCGGUAUGGGGUGUAAGACAGACCUGGGCAUUGUGAAGGAAGUAUUGAAGAAGCCCGUGGCCCCAGUGAUGGGAUUCAUAGCGCAGUAUGUCUGCAUGCCUUUGAUUGCCUUCACGGUCUCCCAGGUGGUCCCCUUGGACAACCCGGCUGUCAGGUUGGGCAUCUUUGCCUGUGGCGUGUGUCCGGGAGGAGGUGCCAGCAAUAUCUUCUGUUACUUGCUCAACGGUGACGUGUCACUGAGUGUGACCAUGACGUGCAUCAGCUCUGUCAGCGCUCUAGGUGAGGAGAGAGAGAGAGAGAGAGAGAGAGAGAGAGAGAGAGAGAGAGAGAGAGAGUACGCAGUUGAUCAUAGCUCUCAAUCCAUGAUACCUCUGUGGAUGUUUACCCUUGGUCAGCGAUUCAACGACGACAAGAUUUCUGUGAACGUCCCAUUCCUGAAAAUCCUACAGACGUUGGCGCUGAUUUUGAUUCCCAUUUUCUUCGGUUUUUUCCUGAAUCUGAAGUUCCCAAAGGUGGCGGCAAAAGUUAAGAAACUUAUCACACCUGUCGCUAUAGUAACGGUUGUUUUCAUAUUGACUGUUGGGAUCUAUUCUAAUCUCUACAUGUUCAGACUAUUCCGAGGGGGUACAGUGGCAGCUGCCUGUCUGCUACCUUACGCAGGGUACAUUCUUGGCGGGGUUUUAGCUUUGAUUUCCUGCCAAACGUGGAGCCGCGUCAAGACAGUAUCCAUAGAGACGGGAAUACAGAACACGAGCGUGGCGUAUUUGAUGCUGACAUUUUCUCUUCCGGCGCCUGACAGCGAUUUGGCGGCCGUGGGAUCUGCUUCUUCCGCUUUUAUGACGCCACUUCCGCUUCUAGUUGUUAGUGUUGUGUAUAUCUUGUACAACAAGUGGAAGCGAAAACACGCCAACGAUCAGGCUGGCGGGGGAAGUGAGGGUGACGACGAUGAUGAAGCCAGUAGUCCCAUGACUGAAAUGCUGAGCUCCAAGGAGGACAAACAGGGGAAGGAACUCUCUCUCUCUCUCUCUCUCUCUCUCUCUGUUUGUGUGUGUCUCUCUCUCCCCCUAGAGAGAGAGAGAGAGAAAGAGAGAGAAAGAGAGAGAGAGAAAGUG